Messenger RNA from Oryza brachyantha (malo sina), 1021 nucleotides. RefSeq lists its product as uncharacterized. NCBI's taxonomy places the organism in Eukaryota, Viridiplantae, Streptophyta, Magnoliopsida, Poales, Poaceae. The record is from RefSeq and is a predicted model, not a curated record. The transcript has a single exon. The coding region runs from base 253 to 771 and encodes 172 amino acids.
UGAGUGAUGGGUAGUGGUGAUGACUGAUGAGCUGAGGUGACCUCACCAAAUGGUGAAGUGAUGAACCCUACUGUUAAUUUUAUUUUUUUUUCUCUCUUUGGCUUCUUUAAUUAGUUUGUCAUUUUGUCCUCUCCUAUAUAUACAAAUCCAUGGACACCUCACCGAGCUCGCACAGUGAAGAGGAGAGGAGAGGAGAGAAGAGAGAGAGGUGGGUAGCUGCUAGCUAGCUAGCUAGCUCCGGCCGUCGUCGCCAUGGGCAACAACCUGAGGUGCUGCCUGGCGUGCGUGCUGCCGUGCGGCGCGCUGGACCUGGUCCGGAUCGUGCACCUCAGCGGCCGCGUCGACGAGUACGGCCGCGCGGUGUCCGCCGGCGAGGUGCUGGCGGCGCACCCCAACCACGUGCUGAGCCGGCCGUGCUCGUCGCAGCAGGGGGCGGUGGGGAGGAUCCUCAUCGUGUCGCCGGAGUCGGAGCUGGAGCGCGGCGAGAUCUACUUCCUCAUCCCGGCGGCCUCCGUGCCCGAAGCCAAGAGGAGGACGAGCACCGGCGGCGGCGCCGGCGCCGGAGCGGGACGCGGCCACGUCCGCAGCAAGUCGGAGGGCAGCGCCGUGGGCGCCGAUCGGUUAAGCGGCCUGGGCAGCGCGUCACCGGAGUCGACCAAGACGACGAGGGCGCAGAAACAGCAGCAGCACCAACACCGGCGGCGCAUGAGCACCGGCAGCCAUGCCUCGCCGUGGCAGCCGCACCUCGCGUGCAUCACCGAAGACCCCUGAGCUCUCGCGUUUUUCUCUUUUUCUGAAUUCACAGUGGUUUUGCCUGGUGUGUAAUUAAUUUCCUCUCGUGCGCGGUAAAUAUUUAGUUCGUUUUUUUUACCUCCGUGACGUGCAAAUUUUAAUUUUCGUUCCUCCGCUCGAACUCGAAUUUAUUCUGCAACCAACGCAUGUGUGUUUAAUUUGGCAAACAAAAGCAUUUGCAACUAUCUUUUUUUUUCCCUUUGGGUCAUCACUAGCUAAGCUAAGGCAG